This is a messenger RNA of Aplosporella prunicola CBS 121167, 1479 nucleotides long. RefSeq lists its product as uncharacterized. Gene Ontology annotation, molecular function: metalloaminopeptidase activity; zinc ion binding. Gene Ontology annotation, biological process: proteolysis. Lineage: Eukaryota; Fungi; Ascomycota; Dothideomycetes; Botryosphaeriales; Aplosporellaceae. The record is from RefSeq and is a predicted model, not a curated record. Gene Ontology annotation, cellular component: fungal-type vacuole. The transcript has 3 exons. Bases 1 to 1479 code for a protein of 492 amino acids.
AUGCGCGUGCAAGUCCCCCCGGUCCCGCCCAAGAUUCUGGAGACGCAUCAAGCACGCGAGCGCCGCGAGGUCAAGCCCGAGGACUACACAAAGCCCUUCUGCGACUUCCUGACCGAUAACCCGACGGUUUUCCAUGCCGUCGAGGCUGUGGCUAAGCAGCUCGAGAAGGCGAGCUUCUCGAAGCUGUCGGAGCGCGAUUCGUGGAAGCUGCGCCAGGGCGGCAAAUACUACUUGGAGAGGAAUGGUAGCAGCUUGAUCGCAUUCGUCGUGGGUGAUUCAUACAAGGCUGGCAAUGGAGCCUCUGUUAUAGCUGGCCAUAUUGAUGCGUUGACGGCGAAGCUCAAGCCGAUUCCGAAGCUGAACACCAAGGCUGGUUACGUGCAGCUGGGUGUUGCGCCAUAUGCAGGUGCCCUGAACAGCACGUGGUGGGACAGGGAUCUCGGCGUCGGUGGCCGCGUGCUCGUGAAGGAGUCGUCGGGCAAGAUUGUGACCAAGCUCGUGAAGCUUGGCUGGCCCAUUGCUCGCAUUCCUACCCUUGCUCCCCAUUUCGGCGCCGCCGCCAAUGGCCCCUUCAACCCGGAGACGCAGAUGGUCCCCAUCAUUGGUCUUGACAACAGCGACAUCUCCGGUAGUUCAGAGGAGAACUGGAAGCCUUCUCUGCUUGGUGGCGAGGGUUCCUUCACUUCGACCCAGCCGCAGCGCCUUGUCAGGGCCAUCUCGAAGGAGCUUGACAUCGACCCCAGCACCAUUGUCAAUUGGGAGCUGGAGCUCUUCGACACCCAGCCUGCCACCGUUGGCGGUAUCGACAAGGAGUUCAUCUUCGCUGGCCGUGUCGACGACAAGCUGUGCUCUUGGUCUGCCAUCCAGGCCCUGCUCAACAGCACCGACGCUAGCACCAGCGCCACAGCCGAGUCUUCGACUCUCAAGAUCGUCGGACUCUUCGACAACGAGGAAAUCGGCAGCUUGCUCCGCCAAGGCGCACGCUCGAACUUCCUGCCCACCGUCGUCGAGCGCAUCAUCGACUCCUUCGGCACCUCGACUCCGUCCCUGGUGUCACAGACGUUCGCCAAGUCGUUCCUUGUUUCGGCAGACGUGAUCCACGCCGUGAACCCCAACUUCCUGAACGCGUACCUGGAGAACCACUCGCCGCGGCUGAACGUCGGGCUGGUCGUGUCGGCCGACUCGAACGGGCACAUGACGACCGACGCCGUCAGCACGGCGCUCCUGCAGCGCUGCGCCGACAAGUGCGGCCAGAAGCUCCAGGUUUUCCAGAUCCGCAACGACUCGCGCAGCGGUGGCACCGUGGGCCCGAUGCUGAGCUCGGCUACGGGCAUCAGGGCUAUUGACGCCGGUAUCCCACAGCUUAGCAUGCACUCGAUUAGGGCCACGACGGGCAGCCUCGACCCCGGCCUUGGCGUCUUGAUCUUCCAGGGCUUUUUGGACCACUAUGAGAGCGUUGACCGCGAGUUUGCUGAGUAG